Messenger RNA from Aspergillus pseudonomiae, 1143 nucleotides. Its product is annotated as major facilitator superfamily domain-containing protein. Gene Ontology annotation, cellular component: fungal-type vacuole membrane. Gene Ontology annotation, biological process: transmembrane transport. Lineage: Eukaryota; Fungi; Ascomycota; Eurotiomycetes; Eurotiales; Aspergillaceae. The coding region runs from base 1 to 1143 and encodes 380 amino acids. The record is from RefSeq and is a predicted model, not a curated record. The transcript is spliced from 5 exons. Gene Ontology annotation, molecular function: transmembrane transporter activity.
AUGCCCACCCCCACGGCUACAGAUCAGUCUCUUCCAACAAGAAACGACUCAUCAUCAGCAGAAACAUCUGCAGGUCAUGAGAGAAACGAGAAGAAUGAGCCAUGGACGCCCCCUGACGAGGCUCCUGACGGGGGUGUGGCAGCGUGGCUUAUGGUCCUGGGCGCGUGGUGUGUGCUGUUUUGCAGCUUUGGGUGGAUCAACAGUAUCGGGGAAUUUCAGGCCUACUACGAACAUGAUCUCCUCCGCGAGUAUUCCAGCAGUAAGAUCUCGUGGAUUCCGUCGCUGCAGAUAUUCUUCAUGUUUGCCAUGAUUUGUAUCCCCAGCUGGUUCAACAAGAAGCGUGGUGCAGUAUACGGCAUUGUGUCCUCCGGCUCAAGUAUAGGGGGAGUCGUCUACCCUAUUAUGAUCAGUAAGAUCAUUAGAAUCCUUGGAUUCCCAUGGACCAUGAGAAUUUGCGCGUUCAUGAUCCUUUUUCUUCUAAUUAUAGCCAACCUGACCGUCAGGUCCCGUCUCCCGCCGAGUCCUCAGAAACUAUCCAAGGAGUCCCUGAUGCAACCCUUCAAGGAGUUAAAAAUGAUGUUACUGGUAGCCGGCUUCUUCCUUCUCACGUUCGGGAUAUUUGUGCCGAUGAACUAUCUCGUCACUGAAGCAAUAGCAAAGGGCAUGAGCCGUGAUUUGGCCGAGUACUUGGUUGCGAUUCUGAACGCAGGAAGUCUCUUCGGUCGUCUCGGCGCCGGAAUCUUCGCCGACACAAUCGGCCCCUAUAACAUCUUCGUGGUUGUCACCUACAUCGCCAGCAUUCUCGUUCUAGCGCUAUGGAUCCCGGUCUCGAACAAACCCGGAACCAUCGUCUUUGCCGUGCUCUUUGGGUUCGCCACGGGCGCGUACGUUGCACUUGCCCCCGGCCUUGUUGUAAAACUUUCCCCAUACCCGGAGAUCGGAUAUAGGACUGGACUUCUUUUCCUGUUCGCGUCUAUCAGUGGCCUGACGGCCAAUCCUAUCGCAGGCACUAUUUUCCAACACUCGGGUGGAUCGUAUACAGGCAUGAAGAUCUUCUCUGGCGUGUUGCUGAUUGCAGGGUCGACCCUGACCCUGGGUGUUCGUCUCCGUCAGACGGGCUUGAAGUUGAAAGCUGUUUUCUGA